Molecule: messenger RNA, 1997 nt
Organism: Athalia rosae (coleseed sawfly)
Lineage: Eukaryota; Metazoa; Arthropoda; Insecta; Hymenoptera; Athaliidae
Product: pescadillo homolog
Exons: 8
Coding region: 160-1956 (598 amino acids)
Biological process (GO): ribosome biogenesis; maturation of LSU-rRNA from tricistronic rRNA transcript (SSU-rRNA, 5.8S rRNA, LSU-rRNA)
Cellular component (GO): nucleolus; PeBoW complex
Molecular function (GO): RNA binding
Source: RefSeq, a predicted model, not a curated record
ACGGAUCGGUAUCGUUCUGCGUCGGACUGUGCGCGCUUCGUCAACUGUAUGUCGGUCGAACUGCCAUGUGUUAAAAGUGCUCGCACACGUGUUUAAAUGGUGUAAGAGGAGCAGGGUUCGGCAGAUGAUAAAACUUUGAAAUAAUUGAUCGUUGACAAGAUGGUUGUUAUAGGAAAGAAAAAGUACCAAUCCGGUGAGGGUGCUCAGUUUUUAUCAAGACGAUCGGCCUUGAAGAAAUUGCAACUAUCAUUGAAAGAUUUUCGCAAACUAUGCAUAUUAAAAGGAAUUUAUCCCCGAGAACCUCGCAACAGAAAGCGGGCUCAGCAAGGCGAUACCAGUAUAAAAACCUUGUACCACAAGAAAGACAUACAAUUUCUAAUGCAUGAACCUAUAAUAUGGAAGUUUCGAGAAUUCAAGAUUUUCAACCGGAAAGUUGGGCGGGCUAAAGCUAUGAAAGAUUUUAGUGCAAUGAAGCGUUACUUGAAUAAUCAUCCACACUUGAAGCUAGAUCACAUCGUAAAAGAACGCUAUCCAACAUUUGUAGAUGCGCUGCGAGAUCUUGACGACUGUUUGACACUAUGUUUCUUGUUUAGCACAUUCCCUUCCAUAGCCCAUGUGCCAAGACAGCAUUCGAUUAUGUGUAGACGUUUAACUGUGGAAUUUAUGCAUGCUAUGAUAGCAGCUAAAGCACUCAGAAAAGUAUUUGUUUCUAUAAAAGGUUUCUAUUAUCAAGCUGAGAUUGAAGGGCAAACGGUUACCUGGAUUGUUCCACAUCAUUUUUCUUUCGAACCACAAUCUAAAAAUGAGGUAGACUUUAAAAUCAUGGCUACUUUUGUUGAGUUUUAUGUCAUAAUGCUGGGAUUCGUGAACUUCAGACUUUAUCACUCCUUGAACAUGUUUUAUCCACCAAAAUUCAAUACUCCAGGAAGCAGCGAUGGUAAAUUGGUAGAUGAAGAAGCCUAUGUGUCUGAAAGAAUUGCUGCUUUAAACUUGCCUCUGUCCAGUACCAGCGGCACGACACAAACUAUAGAGGAGGAGGAAUUGGAUGUUGAUCAAUUCCCAACAGAAACCGAUGCUUCUCAAAUUGAGUUGGCAAGGAUAGAAGCAGAUAAAGUAAAGAAAUUGAAAACCCUAUUCCAAGGUUUGAAAUUUUUCAUAAACCGAGAAGUACCUAGAGAACCUCUCGUAUUUGUUCUAAGGUGUUUUGGAGCAGAGGUAUCUUGGGAUAAGGUUCUCUUUGUGGGUUCGACGUUCGAUGAAAACGACGAAAGUAUCACACAUCAAAUAGUGGACAGGCCAAAGAUGGCAAAGCAAUUUAUAUCAAGAUAUUACGUUCAACCACAAUGGGUAUUUGAUUCAGUAAAUGCCAGAGAAUUAUUACCAGUAGAAAAAUAUUUGAUGGGUACCAUGCUUCCGCCACAUCUCUCACCUUUCACGGACACAUUACGCGAUCAGACAUAUAUUCCACCUGAGCAACGUGCUCUGUUAGAUCCAGAAUUCAAAGUGAAAACAGCCGAAGACGAUAGUGAAGAUUCAGACGACAAGGAAGAUGCCGAGGUUGAAGAGGAAGUAAAUCCAACCUCUAAGGGACAAAAUGACGCAGAUAGCGACUCCGAAGCAUCUGUUGACACACCUGAAACCGUAGAAAUAAAUAUGAAAGUAGACGAAGCAGAACGUGAAAGACUCAAAAAGAAAAAGGGAAUGAAGGUUAAACCGGGUGAGUUGGCCAAAGAGAAUCCAUGGGAGCAGAAUCGUAUAGAGAAGCAAGAAUUCCGAUUGCGUGAAAAAAUGAUAAAGAAAAAGCACAGGAAUUUGUACAAGAGCAUGAUGCAAGGGAAAGAAGACAGGGCUAAGGAGAUCUGGUUACUCAGGAAGAAGCGACGUCUUCAUGACGCUGCCGAGAAAGAGAAGCGUAAGGAGACAAAAAAGUCUCGAAAAACUAAACAAGCUGCAUAAAUUUGUAAAAAAAAAAAUGAAUAAAAAAUCAAAUAAAUGAA